CAACACGUCCAAUCUGCCAAAACCUUUUUCUGGGAUAGCACAAAAGAGAAGUUCCAAGCUUCCCAAUGUCUAGACAAGCUCAAGCACUACUUUCACUACUCCUACUGGCAACAUGUGCUGCAACCGGGCUGGCGGAUGUGCCACCACCGCCCUUCCUGACCAUCCCAAGCCUAUUCCCGCCAGGGACCCCAAGCCUGCUGCCACCCGGCAUUCCCGGCCUACUCCCUCCGGGGAUUCCAGGGCUGUCUCCGCCGGGAAUCCCGAGUGAGGUAGCAAAGUGCUGGUCUUCAUUUCAGAACAUUCCAGGGUGUGCAUCGGAGAUUUAUACCACAAUCUUGACUGGUAAAUUUGCACUAGGCCCUGCUUGUUGCAAGGCCUUCGUCGAAGUUGAUGAGACUUGCUUGCGGAAGUUGUUCCCACUGUUUCCUUCCAUUCCUGCAUUCCUCAAGAGCAGCUGUGCUGCUGCUGCUCCUAAACCAGCUGGAUCAAAGCAGUAGUAACCAAGUAGGCGGUUGAGAUGAUAAUUUUUACAGGAAAUAAGUAGAUCUUGGUUUCGAUUAGGCAUAGCCGUGCAGAGUUCUUCUUUAGUUUACAUUGUGUGCCAUUUAAGUUGGUAGGUUUUGGAGGGUUCAACCUUCAGGAUUGUAAUUUGUA
This is a messenger RNA of Malus domestica (apple), 654 nucleotides long. RefSeq lists its product as uncharacterized. Gene Ontology annotation, biological process: double fertilization forming a zygote and endosperm; regulation of double fertilization forming a zygote and endosperm; regulation of protein localization to cell surface. Gene Ontology annotation, cellular component: extracellular region; vesicle. NCBI's taxonomy places the organism in Eukaryota, Viridiplantae, Streptophyta, Magnoliopsida, Rosales, Rosaceae. The record is from RefSeq and is a predicted model, not a curated record.